UGGCAACGUAGCUGAUGGCACGUCAGAGCGACGUUAUUUAAAAGCCGCGAUUUCACAGUGAUUUCUCAAAAUUUCCUGAGUGCAUCGAAAAAAUGUGAAUGCAAAAUUCUACGUUACCAAACAAAGAAUUGAUUUUAUCAAAUUUCCAGACAUGACAAUAACGUGAUGAGGAUGUUACGGCUGGGAGAAAGUUUAAGAAUUCCACCUGCAGACGUAUUCAUUAGCGAAUUGUUUAGUGUAAGAAGAAAAAUUAUUAAUAAGUAAACAAAUCAAGGCAUCAUGGCGGUGACGGAAAACAAAAAUUUUCAGUUUGUGUGCAAGAAUUUGCUUUGUGGGGGAAUAGCCGGUAUGGUAUCGAAAACAACAGUUGCCCCUUUGGACAGGGUGAAAAUUCUACUGCAAGCCCAUAACCGACACCACGAAUCGCACGGGGUCUACUCGGGAAUAAAGCACAUAAUAAAAACGGAAUCACCAUGGGCCCUUUACAAGGGCAACGGGGCCCAGAUGGUGCGAAUUUUUCCCUACGCGGCCACCCAGUUCACCUCCUUCGAGAUGUACAAAAGAUACCUGGACGGCGUUUUCGGCGCAGGGUCUCACAUCGACAAAUUUAUAGCGGGUGCCGCGGCCGGUUUGACAGCUGUCACUUUGACGUACCCCUUGGACACCAUCAGGGCCAGGCUAGCGUUUCAGAUAAGUGGGGAGCACGUUUACACGGGAAUCGCGCACGCGGCUGUCACAAUCUUCAAGGAAGAAGGCGGCGCGCGCGCCCUCUACCGCGGCUUCGUGCCCACCCUGAUGGGAAUGGUCCCUUACGCCGGCCUAUCCUUCUACUGCUUCGAGUACUUAAAGUGGGGCUGCAUGAAGUACGUACCGUCGCAAACGUGCAGACCUUGCAAGAAGAACACGGGCGGCCUGGUGCUGCUGCUGCCCGCCAAGCUAAUCUGCGGCGGACUGGCCGGCGCGGCCGCGCAGUCCGUCAGCUACCCGCUCGACGUGACGCGCAGGCGCAUGCAGUUGGCCAUGCUGUCGCCGGCGACCGCGCACUACGCUAAAGGCACGUUCACGACCUUGCGGCACAUCUACAGGGAGCACGGAUUGGUCAGGGGACUGUACAGAGGCAUGUCGAUCAACUACAUGCGCGCCAUCCCGAUGGUCGCGGUCAGUUUUAGCACUUACGAGCUGUGCAAGCAGAUACUUGACUUAGAUACAGGUUUGAAUCUUUAGACUGCUCUUUCUCGAAUUUAAUCAAGUUAAAUUGCACUUUUUAACAUUCCCUCAAAGGAUUUAAAUUAUUAUUUAUAUAUCUCUCUCUAAAAUAUUGUUUUAUGUUGUUGAAUUGUUUUGUUAGGUUUGUUAGUCUAUUUUAUACGAAAUUUGACAGUUAUUACUUAAUUUUGAUUCAUCAAUAACAUCAGCCAUUUUAAAAACUGGACAAAAUUUUACUGGUAAUUUUUAAAGAAAAACACUUACCAUAUAAAAGUUAAGCUACUUAGUAUCUUCAUUUGAAAAGUUUCCAUGGAAUGAU
Brassicogethes aeneus is the source of this 1525-nucleotide messenger RNA. Lineage: Eukaryota; Metazoa; Arthropoda; Insecta; Coleoptera; Nitidulidae. The record is from the annotation of a GenBank genome assembly.